CCGGCCUCCGCCGCCCCCCCCCCCGCGCCUCCCCUGCCCGGCCAGGUGCUAUAAAUGGAUGCGCUGCGGGCGCUUCUGGAGCUGCUGCCGCUGUGGGCGCUGGAGAGCCGCCGCUGCCGCCGCCGUUAGAUCGUCUGGGGCUGCUGCUGGGGAGCGAACCUGUGGCUGGCCGCGCGGGCUGCUGCCCUCCUUUCCUCCUCUGCCCCUCGCCCCCGUUAUGGAGUGGGGCUGGAGGCCCCUGAAGCUGCCACGCUGAAGCCAUGAAGACCAUCAUCGCUGCCUACUCCGGCGUCCUGCGAGGUACAGGGUCCAGCAUCCUCUCUGCUCUUCAGGAUCUCUCCUGGCUGUCCAAGUCCAAAGUAGAGAAGCAGUUGCAGGCCAUCUCGGUGCUGCAAUGGGUCCUCACUUUCCUCAUCAUGGGUAUUUGUUGCCCUUUUAUCAUCAUGUACCUUCUCUGUACAGACUGUUGGGUGAUUGCCGCUGCGUAUUUGGCGUGGCUGGUGUUUGACUGGAACACUCCCAAAAAAGGUGGAAGGAGAUCUCAGUGGGUCAGAAACUGGGCUGUGUGGCGUUAUUACCGGGACUACUUUCCAAUACGACUGGUUAAAACCCACAAUUUGUUGACCAACAGAAAUUACAUUCUUGCCUGCCACCCGCACGGCAUCAUGUCCAUGGGCGCCUUCUGCAAUUUCGGCACUGAGGCCACGGGCGUCAGCCAGAUGUAUCCUGGGAUCCGGGUGUAUCUUGCGACCCUCGUUGGGAACUUCAGAGUGCCCCUUUUGAGGGACUACUUAAUGUCUGGGGGGAUCUGCCCUGUCAACCGUGACAGCAUAGACUACAUCCUUUCCAAAAAUGGCAGUGGCAAUGCUGUCGUGAUUGUGGUGGGCGGCGCUGCCGAGUCCCUGAACAGCACACCAGGCAGACAUUCUGUGACCCUGAAGAACCGGAAGGGCUUUGUCAAGCAGGCCUUACGACAUGGUGCGGAUCUAGUUCCUGUGUACUCGUUUGGCGAGAACGAGGCCUACAAGCAGGCGAUCUUCGAGGAGGGUUCGUGGGGAAGAUGGGUGCAGGAGAAGUUCCAGAAGUACAUCGGCUUUGCUCCUUGUGUCUUCCACGGACGAGGCCUCUUCUCGUGCAACAGCUGGGGAUUGCUGCCAUAUUCCAACCCCAUCACCACUGUCGUCGGGGAACCGAUCACCAUUCCGAAAAUUGAUAGUCCGAGCCAGAAGGAAGUAGACUUUUAUCACAGCCUCUACGUGAGCUCUCUGAUUAAACUCUUUGACAAGUACAAGACUAAAUUUGGCCUGCCGGAGAUGGAGGACUUGGAAGUCAAUUGACAGCGAGAAGCGGACGGUGCUCUGGUCUUGUGCGUGGUUUGGCGUUGACUUGCUCGCCAGUCUGCAUCAAAGACACUUUUCUGCUGGAGA
Hemicordylus capensis (graceful crag lizard) is the source of this 1427-nucleotide messenger RNA. RefSeq names its product diacylglycerol O-acyltransferase 2 (gene DGAT2). Gene Ontology annotation, molecular function: diacylglycerol O-acyltransferase activity. NCBI's taxonomy places the organism in Eukaryota, Metazoa, Chordata, Lepidosauria, Squamata, Cordylidae. The coding region runs from base 261 to 1337 and encodes 358 amino acids. Gene Ontology annotation, cellular component: endoplasmic reticulum membrane. The record is from RefSeq and is a predicted model, not a curated record. The transcript has 8 exons. Gene Ontology annotation, biological process: triglyceride biosynthetic process.